Cheilinus undulatus (humphead wrasse) is the source of this 2246-nucleotide messenger RNA. RefSeq names its product RIC8 guanine nucleotide exchange factor B (gene ric8b). Gene Ontology annotation, molecular function: G-protein alpha-subunit binding; guanyl-nucleotide exchange factor activity. Gene Ontology annotation, biological process: G protein-coupled receptor signaling pathway. Lineage: Eukaryota; Metazoa; Chordata; Actinopteri; Labriformes; Labridae. The record is from RefSeq and is a predicted model, not a curated record. Gene Ontology annotation, cellular component: plasma membrane; cytoplasm. Bases 140 to 1765 code for a protein of 541 amino acids. The transcript is spliced from 10 exons.
GUGAGGGGAGUUUCCCUGCCGUUGACAGCCGAUCUGACUGUAGCACUCACAGCUAGCCUGCCAGCUAGCAAGCUAGCUCCACAACAUUAACUGGUCACAUCUAAACGCAACCUAACACCAUUUUCAGCACAAAGCCACCAUGGACUUAAACAGCAUCUUGUCUCAGCUUGAAAAUACCAACGAGGAGGAAACCAAUAAUCUUCUUCAGCAGUAUAAUCGAGAGAACAGCCUCACCUUUAACUUUGAGAAAAAGGAAGAAACCCUGCGUAGUAAACUGUGUCAGAGUGUGCUGACAGCACUUGGGAGGCAGGUACAGCCCAGCUGUCAGAGGACUUGUCUAGAGACACUCCGCAUCCUGUCCAGAGACAAACAUGUCCUCUCACCUGUAGCCACCAGGGAGGGUAUGCUGAUCCUGGGGCGAAUGGCUAGACUGCACACCGGAGAGGAGGGGGACGACAAUCAGAAAAAUUGUCAGGAAGACACCCAGACAGAGGAGGAGGAGAGGGUGGUUGUGGAGGCUUUAAAGUGCCUAUGCAAUGUGGUUUUCAACAGUCCUGCAGCUCAGCAGGUCAGCGUAGACGUGCAGCUGGCCCAUGGCCUUUGCAAGAGUCUGCAUACAGCCAGCACAUGGAACCACGAAGUCGGCCUGUUCACGCUGCGCCUUCUUUUCCUGCUCUCUGCCCUGAGACCUGAUUUGAGAGGGGUUUUAAGGAGAGAGUGCCAUGCUGUGAAACUCCUCACAGAGGUGCUGGAGCACACCUUGGACGUGCGCUGGGUUGGUCCAUAUGAAGCGGCCCCGCCAGACCCUCAGGCCCUACCCUUGCCUGCAGAGGAUAAUGAGCGGGCGAUGGAGGCACUCAAAGCUGCAUUCAACCUCACGCUAUCAUGCACUCGUGGUGAGGAGGAUGACCACCAGUUUCGACUCAUAGUUGCCAUCUUGCGUCACCUUCUGAUGCAGAAGACCGAGACAGAGGAGAAAACAGAGGAAGCACACAGCCAUGCUGUCAACCUGCUGAAUAACUUGCCUGUGCCGUGCCUGGACGUGCUGAUUGACCUUCCUGUCCAGGGAGGACAAGAGAAAUAUGGAGGAAAAAACCUGGAUGCAGUUCAGGUGUUACUAGACUUCAUGGAGAAAAGGAUUGACAAGCAGGGCUCCAACUACAAAGAGGGUUUGACUCCGGUGCUCAGCCUAAUGACUGAAGGAUCUAGACACCACAGGGAGAUCCGCAGAUAUAUCAAAGCUCAGGUACUCCCUCCGCUGAAGGAUGUGAAGAACAGACCAGAGAUUGGUAGCACUGUCAGAAACAAACUGGUUCGCCUUAUGACACAUGUGGAUAUGGGAGUGAAGCAGACGGCUGCAGAGUUUCUCUUUGUCUUGUGUAAAGAAAGCGUGGACAACCUGUUGAAGUACACAGGAUAUGGAAACGCAGCAGGACUCUUGGUGGCUCGUGGACUUCUUGCUGGAGGGAGAGGAGAGACUCAGUACUCUGAGGAUGAAGACUCGGACACUGAGGAGUACAAAACUGCAAAACCUUUCAUUAACCCCAUCACUGGUCACGUUGAGGAGCCGAUGCCAAACCCAAUUGAAGAGAUGACAGAGGAACAGAAGGAGUAUGAAGCAAAUAUACUCGCCAAUAUGUUUGACAAGUUAACAAGGCAGAACGUCAUCCGACCGAUGGGAGUCCGACCGGAUGGGACGUUGGCACCUCUUGAGGAGACUCUAACUGAUCCGCAUGUGAAUGACUCGGGAUCAGACUCUGACUAGUGCACUGAACAUCCAGGCUGAGCUCACCAGGUCCUACAAUACCUAAAGCUGUGUCCCAAUUCAAGGAGCUGAUUCUCAGUCUAAAGGAGCGAUCUUCAGAGGAUUCACACUUCGACUGAUAAAUUGCACACUAUUGACUUAAAUAAUUAAAUUGAUAUCAGUACAAAGUGUGGAUCUGAAAACUAUAGGAUUUUUUUUUUCAACUUGUAUCAACAGUAAGGUGCCCUUGCUUGUGACUGGAACAAGUUUUGUGGUUUAAAAUGACUUUUUCUUGUGACUAAUCAAAUGAGGAAAAUACAGCACAUCCGGCAGAUAACCCAUAAUUUUAGAGGUUGUGUAUCAAUACUUCGAUAAUCAAGUUAGAUUCUGCCUCACUUAUCACACCCUCCUGGGUAAGUCUCAUUUAAAUCAUACAUUCUCCAACCACUGAUUACUCCUUGUAUGAAAAUUUAAAAUCAGGUUAAUAAAGUAAAUAAAGCAA